UUAACCACUUCAGCGCUGCCCAAUUACCUGCACGUUUUUCCAGUCCGUGCUCCCUGUGGCAGGCAGAGCCAUUCCCUGCCCUGCCCAUCCGUGCUGAGCCAGCAGGUCCCUGCACCCCCGUUUGUGCUGAGAUAACUUGUUUGGACACCCGUCCCGGCUUCUCUGGGCCACACCAUCCCAGCCCGGGGCCACACAGGCCAAGGACAGGCUGUAAAUGUCACCCUUUGUACUCUGCCGUGUCCACUUCAGCUGCAGUCGGAUUUGGAACUGAGAUAAAAGCAGGGCUGUUCUGCUUAGGAGGUGCAGGGGAGGGUGGGACAGGGGAGAAGGGUUUCAACCUGAGGGAUUUCUUACAUCUCCUAUUCCAGAUGCUAUGAAGCAAACUCACCCCAGGCCCCUGCCAAAAUCUGACAGGAUGGACUGGAGAACAAUCAUUUAUGUCAUUUUAUUGGUGAGCCUUAGAGUAGCCAAAGCCCUGCCUAGAACUUCUCAGGACAUAGAGGAAAAAACAAGCAUUGGCCAACGAUUUUCUCAGCUGCAGGAGAGCAAUUUUAAAGCCAUUGCCCUGAUCCUGUUUGCCCAGUACGUGCCAGGAGGGACGUUCGGCAGAGCGGCCGCGAUGGCCGAGGGGGUCACAGCCCUGGCCAGAAGGUGUGCGGCAGUGGCCAGCGACAGCCCCGACUGCCUGAAGCCUCUGGACAGGAUUUUCCUCGAUACAAUAUGCCAGGAGGAAAACCUUCCCCGGUCUGCUGACUGCUGUGCUAAAAAGGAUCCUGAAAGAAAUGACUGCUUCCUCUCCCUGAAAAACUCCUCACGAGGGUUCAGCUCUCCUUUGGAGAGGCCAGAUGCUGAAGCUGCCUGCAGAAACCAUUCACAGCAUGGACAGCCAUUAACAGGAUAUUUUAUCUAUGAAGUUUCCAGAAGACAUCCCUUCCUCUAUGCCCCAACAAUCCUCUCUGUGGCGCUGCAGUAUGAGGAGAUGAUGGAAAACUGCUGUGGAAGUGCUGAAGGCCCCUCCCAUCACAUGGAGGAAUGCUUCCAGAGACAGGCACCGAAGGUGGUGAAGCUGAUAAAAGAAGAUUCCCUGAGGCAGGAACACACUUGUGGAAUCCUGAAGAAGUUUGGAGAAAGGACCUUAAAGGCUUUGAAGCUUGCCCAGAUAAGCCAAAAAUUCCCCAAAGCUGACUUUGUCACCGUUCACAAACUGGUGGUGGCCGUGGCCGACAUGCACAAGGACUGCUGCCGCGGGGACACGCUGGGCUGCAUGCGGGACAGGGAAGAGAUCCUGCGCUACGUGUGCAGCAGCCAGCACGUCCUGUCCAGCCGGAUCCAGCAGUGCUGUGAAAAGCCCCUGUUACAAAGGAGCGAAUGCAUCCUCAACGUGGAAAACGAUGACAAGCCUGCAGGCUUGUCCCCCCACGUCAGGGAGUUCAUUGAAGACAAAGGAAUAUGUGAACGUUUUGCCCAGGAAAAAGACAUGCACUUAGCCAGGUUUCUGUAUGAAUACUCCAGGAGACACCCGGAAUUUUCUGCCCAGAUGCUUCUCAGGAUUGGCAAAGGCUACGAGGACCUGCUGCGGGAGUGCUGCAGGCCCGGGGCUCCCAGUGGCUGCCGCAGCAGAGGGGAAGAAGAACUGAGGAAACAUAUUUAUGAAACGCAGAGUGUCAUGAGGACAAGCUGUGACAUUUACAAGGAGAAAGGAGAUUACUAUUUCCAAAACGAGCUCCUCAUGAGUUUCACCAAGAAGAUGCCUCAGCUGACAUCGGCAGAGCUGAUCAAAUUCACCAAGGAAAUGACAACCAUCGGCUCCAAAUGCUGCCAGCUGGGCCAGGACAAGCUGCUGCCUUGUGCCGAGGAACACCUGGAUCUCGUGCUUGGGGAAAUCUGUAGGAGACACCUGGCUGAUCCCAUAAAUCCCGGAGUUUGCCGCUGCUGCAGCAGCUCCUAUGCCUUCAGGAGGCCCUGCAUAGGCAAACUGGAGAUUGAUGAGAGUUAUGUGCCCUUAGCACUGACUCCAGGCCUUUUUGCUUUCCAUGGAGACCUGUGCACCUCAGAAGAGGAGAAGUUACAGCACAGGAAGCAGGAGAUGCUCGUCACCCUCCUCAAGUACAAGCCACAGAUCAGCCCCGAGCAGCUGGGCUCCGUCACAGCCGCCUUCACUGCCAUGAGGGAACGGUGCUGCAGAGAGGCCAACCCUGAGGCCUGUUUCCUCAAAGAGUGCUGUUUCAGCCCACUCAACUUCAUACUCCAGAGCUGCUCUGGCUCCUCUUUACCCUGCGGGUCCAGAACUUAUCAAAAGGAGUGAGAAAAUGCUGUCAGCAUAAGGAGCUGCACAGCCCAUGGGAAGGUCCUCGCUGGAUGACAGGAAGUGACACAAACUGCACAGGGAGCAUUUAAACCAAACCAAGUGUCUGAAAGCCAGGUUAAGCUAGAGGGAGGCUGCAUGCCCUUAAGUAAUUCCACCAAAACAAUCAGUUAAAUGAUGGAAAUUCAGGGUUUGACUGUGGCCACCAUCUCCUGGUAUGCAAUGUUAUUUUAUUACCCCAAAUAGUCACAGACCAAAACAAAGGCAUUUUAAAUCUUAAGCUUAUAAAGCAUAAGUGCAAAUGAGAUCAAAUUAAGAAAAUCGGCCUGUAACCAUUCUAACUUAAUCACUGAAUAAUUAUUUUUGCAUUUUUAUAACACUGGCCUUGAACUACAGCAUAUGCACUCACUAAUAUAGGCUGCUUGGGAGCGCUGUAA
Corapipo altera (White-ruffed manakin) is the source of this 2742-nucleotide messenger RNA. RefSeq names its product alpha-fetoprotein-like. The coding region runs from base 374 to 2305 and encodes 643 amino acids. Gene Ontology annotation, cellular component: blood microparticle; cytoplasm. The transcript has 16 exons. Gene Ontology annotation, biological process: transport. NCBI's taxonomy places the organism in Eukaryota, Metazoa, Chordata, Aves, Passeriformes, Pipridae. The record is from RefSeq and is a predicted model, not a curated record.